UGGAAGGUCCCCAAGAGUUGCUCCCACUUCUAGUCGACUUCCUGACGGAUAUCCGCUUGCCAUUGGUCGUUACGAGUGACUUCCGGUGGCACCGAUACAAGGACUGCAGUCCUCUUGGAGACUUGCAAGAAUGCGUUUGCUAAGAAGGUGAAUAUUGGGAUAUCAUGUCUUCCACGAGGCUGCUGUCUUCACCCUGUUUCCUUCUCGCAGUGGUACUUCAGCUGCUGCUGACAGCCUACGUGGUGGAUGCCUAUGGGCCCCGUGGCCGCUGUCAAAACCCACGGCUAUCCUUUCCAAAUGGAGUAGCCAAGCUUCGGCAUCGAGGUCGUGUGGUGAAGUACGUCUGCUUGCCUGGAUUCACGCUCGUGGGAAAAGACCUGGCUACUUGCUACAGCGGCCGCUGGGAUAGGCCCAUUCCGUUUUGCGCAGCUGCCGGCUGUCCCAUGCCACCGGCCUCUGCUUUCCGGUAUGGAACCAUAGUGAACGUGGAGAACACCAGCAUGGUCUUGCAGUUUCACUGUCGACCUGGUUACGCGCUCUCUGGCGCUCAGACCACCUACUGCGACGGCCGGGCCUGGAACGCUACUCUGCCUCGUUGCACACCGGUGGAGUUGAAGCCUCAAACUUCCUGCGACUUUGAAAGCCCCGACAUCUGCUCUUGGAACCUGGACCUGGACAGACAGACACAAUUCCGCAGAAAUUAUGUCCAGAAGGACCACACCUUUGGAGGUCUUGGAACGCAGAUCGGUCACGUGAUGUUCUUGGGUAAGGACGCCAGCGCCGCCAACCCAAAUGUACCCGGCCGUAUGGUGUCACCUGUGUUUCGAAGCAUUGACUCUCCUGGAUGCUUCAGCAUGUGGUACCGCAUUCCAUGCACUGGUUGUGAACUACGCCUGCUGCUCUGGCAAGAAUCAGACACGCAAUUAAUCUGGAGUACUAAAGGCCCUGAUGCCACAGAUUGGGUGCAGGCACAGGUUCCGGUGCCCAGCUUGUUUCAAGAUUUUCAGAUCGUCAUAGAAGGCGUCCCCGGAAACACUACGAGGAUUUUUGUGGAUGACGUGUCUUUGGAUCCGAAGUCUCAAGAAUGUACAUCUGCCACUACGUCCGCGUUCUCCACGGAUCAAGCAAUUGCUACCACCGAGGUCAUAUCAGGAUCUGAAUCUACGAAUGGAGCGGCCUCUACCUCGUCGACGGCGCCACCGACCACAUCGUCUAUUACACCACCAGUACCGACGAGACAACAGUAUUCAUCUACGACGUCAUCACCUACUGUUACGACGCCUACAACGGUCACCAGUCAAACUAGAAGCCCCCCUUCUACGCAAGCUCCUCUAAUAUUUAUCAUAGGCACAACGGCAGCCAACGCCACAAAGGCCCAUCCAACGACAGAAACAACACUCUUAACAAAAAAUAUUAGUACGUCGACGACGUACAACCCUACCACAAUGAAGCUAACGGCACCACCUUCCACUCCGGUAAUGUUUAUCUACCCUACCCGUCCAACAACAAGAUUACCAACAACUACAAGGUUUCUAACUACUACAAGGCUACCAACUACUACAAGACUACCGACUACUACAAGACUGAUGACUACUACAAGACUGCCAACUACUACAAGACUACCAUCCACUACAAGAUUACCAACUACUACAAGACUAUCAACUACUCCAAGACCAUUAGUUAUUCCAGACCUAUCAAUAUUUACAAGGCUGCCAAGAACAUCGGCAUUAACCACGGCAAGGUUGACUGUUCCAACCAGUCCACAAACCACAACUAGAACACCAACACCACCACCAACAAGAAAACCUACAACAAAGCCGACACCCGCGACUCAACGGACUACAAUGAGAAAGAUUGCAUUUUUACCUACGCAGUCACCACGAACCACAACCCGGAGAGUAAUUUUUCUCAUAUCGACUCCUGGACGACGAACGCCUACUACAACAAGGCCGACAAGCACUGCGGUCUACACGAGGCGGCCAUGGUUAAGGCCACGAACAACAAGCUUCACCACUGAAGUACCUGCUACGACCACUGAGAAAUACACUACGUUUUUCACGAGGAGACCUGGCUUGAGACCGCGAACCACAACACUUUCCACCGGAAGACCUGCUUUCCCGCGAACAACCACUAUUCGUACUACCACAAGGAAACCACAGCGCACUACUUCACUUCGCCCUUGGUUGCUUCCUACACGUAGUACUACGGCUUCAAGUACAGUGCGUGCGACUACUCGAGCAUCUGUAGUCACUACUAGAUCUCCUACUUCCAAGACAACGACGAUAGGAUCAACCACACGUCGACCUUCCACUUUUCUUACAUCUAAGCGACCUGCCUACACCACAAGAGGAAUAACGCCGUCUACAGCGCCUACGGGGCGAAUAACUACACCUUCGACGACGAUCGCAGGAUCUGUGACGAGAGGUCCUUCCACGACUUCAAAGUCUGAUACUGGAGCAACGACAGACAUUCCAAACGAGCUGCACCCUCUGCCCCGGUACACUUCAGGAAAGCAAGGUAGUCCCGCCGGUUUAAAAGGUGGAGGAUCGUCGUCUCUUGUCGGCGAAAUUAUUGGUGGACUUCUUGCCGCCGCAUUACUUGUUGUGCUAGCUGCGUUUGCUGCGUACAAACUACGAGCAAGAGCGAGACAGCGACGCAGUGAUGAAUCCGAGAUGAGUCCGUUGUCGCAGUACGAACAGGUGGACCCGUCCUUCGAACAGGAAUAACCGUGUAUUUACCCAUAUCGAAUACGAGAGACGAUAUCGGUACCGGUACAUCUGGCUACGGCCAGUGGCUCGCGGUGGUGCACCUCAAAACAAUCUUCUUCCAAGUAAUCAGGGUGUUGCCAUCAUGAGCGAUGUGUUGGGACAUUUCCUUACCGCUAUUGAUGCCCCCCUCACAAGGAUCAGGGUACGUGAAACAGUGCUGCGAACAAGGUGCGUAGCUGCUGCUCCGUAUCUGGGACUCGAUUCCUACAAGUCCCAUGAAGCUGGAAAUCACCGUUUCGCACGAGUGCCACGAUCCAGUCCCGAAGAAUAGUCAUCCAUUUUUGUCGAUAAGAUUACCAAUUGUCAACAUGGAAGAGCGACAUUCCACUUAACGGGACUCCGAUUUCCCAUGCUAGUAUUGAUAAUCUGCACCUUUUUUUUCUUUUUUUUUUUACGCCGAGUGUCGAGUGAGGAUGCGACGUCUGCUCUUGCAGCGUCCUAAUCCGCAGUGAGGUGAUACCUGCUGUACUCUUUAAUAUGAAGAGAUGAGGGGCCAUGCAUCCUGUUGAAGUCUUCUUAAUAUGAUCAUUCUCUGACUCUGGCUCUUUUCUUCCAAGGUGCUAUAACACGUGCUAUGCACUGCUCGCGGCAUACUUGUCUGAAAUCGACAUCUGUCCUGUAUAUCCUGUCUGGAGUCUGCAGGUGUUGUAAGAUUGUUUCUUCUGACUAAUGGACUCAUACGUAACACUGCUCACCAUGAAACACAAUAAUGGUACAGCUCCUUCAAGGGAAGAUACUUAGAGAUACUCAAGAUACUUAUCAGACAAGUGUGUCGUAAGCAGUACCUCCUUUUUAAUCUCUCACUACGUUCUAAGUGAUGCUUCUGUCCACCUUAAAGUGCCACAGCGGUCUAAAAAAAAACAGCUUUUCCUGUUAUUUCAUAUUAUAAGUCAACCUCAUUCAAAGACUCAGUAAUAGUUAGAAUAGUUAGUAAUAGAUGCCGUUAGUGAACGUUACGGGCUUCCACGAAUUUUUGAAAAGAACACGCAAAACCUCAUAGUUUCGGAUUCUCCAAGAGUAGGUGACGUCACUAGGAGAUCCGCCGUCUGGCAACAGCGCGCGCAACUCCCCCGUCUUCGCCCUCCGCGCCACGUUGGAGGCGUGACAGCAGCUGUGGUGAGGAGACGUAAACCUUGAGGAAGCAAUAGUGAGUUUGAGUGCAUAGUACGCUAUCGCCUUUGCGCACGUAAAGUAUCGCGUUGGUGCUUCUGCGCACUCGCAAAAAAUAGUGCUCUGCGUAUUACGCAGAACCAUCACGUUAUACCUUACGUACUCAAAGGCGAUAGCGUACAAUUCUCUAAAUCUCACUAAUAUUGAUUGAUUGAUUGAUUGAUUUGCAAAAGAAAAAAAAUUGAGGUGUUAGUCUCGAGCCACUCGUGACUGGCUACUCCAGGACGCGAUUGCUUCACAUAAAAUUCACGCGUUAUGAAAUAAUGCACGCCGUUGUUAAUGGCAUUACUGAACGAGGCUAUUCCGGCUCUCCCCUUUACAUAUCCCCGCUAGCAUCUCGUCCGGGCGAUGGCCUGCCUUACACUGAACGCACUCAGCUAGGUCUGUAUUCUUGCGUCUUUUCCAACGAUCGUCUUAGAAAGCGGUCGUUAGAGAGUACUUUGGGUUCCUCGUUAAAAUAUUUAGGACUGCAUGCAUCCCAUUGGUUGCUAACGUUACUGGUAUACAUCGCUGCCACGUGUACAUUUGUCUGGUUAUGUAUAUGGCUGCUGCAUUUAUACUGUUGCGAGAAAGCCUAUUUUGAACGCUGUUGUGAUGUCCAAAUUUGUUAACAUGGGGCACAAUAAAGUCCUUUCAAGACCAUACGUGCUA
Messenger RNA from Ornithodoros turicata, 4589 nucleotides. RefSeq names its product mucin-2-like. NCBI's taxonomy places the organism in Eukaryota, Metazoa, Arthropoda, Arachnida, Ixodida, Argasidae. The transcript is spliced from 8 exons. The record is from RefSeq and is a predicted model, not a curated record. Bases 165 to 2726 code for a protein of 853 amino acids. Gene Ontology annotation, cellular component: membrane.